AUGAAGAUUUCCGAUCUUCCUCACGAUCUGGAAUGGGAAAUACUCGCUAGGGUUCCGGCCAAGUCUCUAGCGAAAUCGGAAACUAUUUGCAAACGAUGGUACACUUUGUUCAGAGAUGAAAGUUUUGUCAGAAAGAACAAGAAGUUGGGUAAAUCAGUAAGGGAGUCUAUGAUACUACGUAAGUAUGGGGUUUAUUCAACCGGUGACGAUCUGCAUGGAAUUCACAACAGUACCGGCGAUGAUCGAUCUAUUCUUUUUUCCGGUAAACUUAGUUAUCUAAAGAAGGAUCUAGAAGAAAAGGAUGUGGAAAUAUCUCAAAUAUUUCACUGCGACGGUUUGAUAUUAUGCUCCACUCAACGAAACACUAGACUUGUGAUUUGGAAUCCCUGUACAGGUCAAACGAGGGAGAUCAAACCCAGAACUCGUUACCGGAUUGAAGAUACCUAUGCUCUAGGAUACGCAAACAACAGCAAAAGGCCUCAUUCUUCUUCCUCUUCUUCUCCCCAUAGCCACAAGAUCUUGAGGUGUUUCUAUCACGGAAACGAGCAGAGUGUCAAGGUUGCGUUUGAGAUGUAUGAUCUUAGCUCUGGUUCUUGGAGGGUUCUUGAUAACUUAACUCGUUACGAUUGCAUAUUUAGACACGGAGUGUCUUUGAAAGGAAACACUUACUGGGUUUAUGGAUAUAAAGGAACUGGUCUUUUCGUGAUGAAGUUUGAUUUCACAACAGAGAAGUUUGUGCGUCUCUCUCUUCCCUCACACAGCUUUCCCCAUGAACUUUCGGCUCCAAUAUCUGUUGUUAGGGACGAAAAACUCUCGGUUUUACAUCUGGAUAUUCAACAGUCUUCGUGUGUGGUGAAGAUUUGGGUGACCAAUAAGGUUGAUGAUGAAGACAAAGACUUGUCUUGGAGGAGCGUGUCCGUGUUAGAGGUGGAUUAUCGUAAAUUUGGGUUACAAAGUUUGGUGAAUGUGUCAAGCUUCUUGUUGGACGAAGAGAAUAAAGUGGCAGUGUGUUGUGAUAUGGACUAUGAAGAUGAAUAUAGGAACUGCAUUACAAGAAUCUGCAUUGUUGGAGAAGAUAUGUAUAAACAAGUUUACAAAGAGAUUGGAAAAGGGUCUUCUUUCAAUUGGCCACUUCUCCUCACUUAUGUUCCAAGUUUGGUUCGCAUUUAG
Molecule: messenger RNA, 1170 nt
Organism: Microthlaspi erraticum
Lineage: Eukaryota; Viridiplantae; Streptophyta; Magnoliopsida; Brassicales; Brassicaceae
Source: the annotation of a GenBank genome assembly